AUGAACAACCAGCGUGUCAUUUCCUGCGAGACUCCUGCUCACGACCACGUCGAGCGCUGCGGCUAUCUGUUUGGAUGGCCCAUCAACCACUCAAUGUCACCUUUGAUGCACAAGACCAUCUUCGGCGAGAUUGGGUCAAAUUNUUUUGGAUCUGACUUGUAUGCAAUCAAAGGCGCCGCCGUUACCAUGCCUCACAAAGUGGCCAUUAUGAAGCAUGUUGACGAGCUCACACAAGAAGGUCGUGAAGUCGGCGCUGUCAACACAUUAUACUUGCGCAAGAAUGGUGAUAAGACAAUCCUCGUCGGCACAAACACAGACGUUAUUGGUAUUCGUGAGGCCUUUUACCAAAACAUCUCGAACCCGGAUGAUGUCUUCCAUGGCAAGCCUGGUGUGGUCAUUGGAGGUGGCGGUGCUGCCCGUAGUGCUGUCUAUGCACUGAAGAAAUUCAUGAAGUGCAGCAAGGUGUACAUUGUCAACCGUGACAAAUCUGAGGUGGAUGCUGUGGUAUCAUGGUGUACGGAACAGGGCUAUGGUGAUGGCGUUAUGCACGCUGCGACUGUUGAACAAGCACAGGAACUCGAAGGACCUGGCGCCAUAGUCUCUUGCGUACCCGACUUCCCUCCUAUUACGGAAGCUGAGAAGACCGCUCGCCAAGUCAUGGAAGUGUUCUUGGGAAAACCCCACAAGGGUGCCAUCCUGGAGAUGUGUUACCACCCGAAGACUUGGACCCAGAUUGCUGAGAUCUCUCAAAAUGCUGGCUGGAACGUUAUUUUGGGUACAGAAGCCAUGAUUUAUCAAGGUUUGGAGCAAUCGAUGUACUGGACUGGGAAGACUUUGGACCAGCUGCCAGUUGCAAAGGUCAAGGAGGUCAUUGCAGCGCAGUUGCAGCAAGGCCAUUGA
Molecule: messenger RNA, 900 nt
Organism: Aureobasidium vineae
Lineage: Eukaryota; Fungi; Ascomycota; Dothideomycetes; Dothideales; Saccotheciaceae
Source: the annotation of a GenBank genome assembly